UCGUACAAGGCACUCCGGCUUUCCCAACACCGUAGUAGGCCCGCCGAUAGGGCCUUCUGCAUUCCAGCGGAGCCGAGGCGAGGGUUAAAAAACUCCCAUCGAGGGGAGUUACAGACGGUGAUUUCGGUUUUGAUUGCGCGCAAGGUGCCUCUCUUCCUCCCUCUCCCGCUCUUAGUCUAGGCUCGCACAGUACCGCAACCAACAGGUAGAUAGAAGAGACCUAGCCAAGCGGACGCAGGCAAAGGUAAAAAGCCAUUGCACUCUGGUACUAUGGUCUAGGGUCAAUAGAAGGGCGAGCGAGCUAUACAUAACGUCGUAGAGCAGGUGUCCCUUUUUGGUAGCUGUGGGCGGGUGGUGUUAGAAAAACGGUAUUUAAAGGGCCGGGGUGAAAUAUGCGGGCGAAAACAGCGAUACUGAUCACAGUGCUCAUAAAUGGCGUCUUAUCCUUGCCAUUACUCACAGAAAUUCAAAGAGCCACCAAUUUAACUUCACCACUACAAACUGUCAAAUCACAUUCAUUGAUAUCUCAUCCGCAAACCGAUUUAUCCAGCGCUAAAGAUCUGACAACUCAGCAGACGGAAAAUAUCAGACAAAUCAUAGCUGCCGAAAAAAGGAGCUAUGAACAAAGAGCUAAGGAGACUACAGCUACAUCAAACAAUGCGAAAAAACACGAUACCUCAUUGGUGGAUAUCGGUGAGGACCGAUAUAUGACUUUGGAGGAGUUCAGAAGCAAAUGUCAACAUUUUUCCAGAUUAUUUGGACCACCACAAAAUGACAACAAACCUACUGAUCGUUCUGAUAGAUACAGCAGCACUGUCAGCACACCGGUCAAAUCCGAAUAUAUUGACAAGUCUGUGGUUGAAGUGACAAAAAGGCCGGUUUAUAUCAGAAAUAAACCUACCUUUAUUCAGAAAACCAACGGGGGAUUUUAUGUGACAACAUCAAGCAAAGACGAUUUCAGUUCAACUAAAAGGCCUUAUUGGGUGAGCAGUACUCACGCACCUGUGUCGAGUACAGUAUACGUUAGUUCUACCGGUCCUCCGCCUCUAUUUACUACGAGUACUACUCCCACACCAACUGUACAUAUCGAAGGAGAACCAAUAAUAGCAGAGAAAGACGGUCUACCUGCAACGCCUCCAAUCAAUAUUAGAUACACCAAGUUUGAACCGGUUAUUCUACAGAAAACUAUACUGAGUGAUGGUAGAGUGUUGUACCAUUGGCAUAAAAGUCUUCCUACGUCGGCUAUAAGUUUACCAGCGCCCAUAGCCCAAAUCGUACCACCCUAUCAAAUAGCUCCCGCUAUUGUCGCACCAGGUAGUGUUGUCAUGCAAGAGCAAAGUACCACUACAGAACAGGCAACUACAACAACGGAAAAAUCCAGUUGGUUAUUUGUUCCUUUCAGUAGUUUCUUUGGAGGAUCUCACCAUGAAGAAGAGACAACGGUAGAGAGUUCUUCAUCUACACCACCCACUAGUACUAGCACGCCUGAUUUACCUUCAAGCACCAAGAAUACACCUAAACCAAUUCCUAACAGUUUAAAUGCUCAAGACGUUAAAUUACAGCAGCAACUGAAAUUUGUUAUCCCCGUCCAUUACGAUGACAUCGAUUCAACAAUAUCUUCCCAAAACAAGCCAAUAGACUACGAUAGAUUCGCGUACUACCCGAAAGCGUUACGACCAAACAACCCAGCUCUAGGUCAACCAUCUUUACCACUGAUCAAAGGUUUGGGCGUUCCUCAGCGGUACAAUUUAGCGUAUACUGGAGCAGGGUAUGGUUUGAAUCUCAAUAACGGAUUGUACCAUAGGUAUGCCAAUGGUUACGGACAAGAAUACCCUGGAUUACCGUUAGGCAAAGAAAUAAGAAGUUUAGAUGAUGUAUCGAUACAAGAAUAAUUUUUUGGACAGGUAAAAUGAACAUUACACAGUGUCCAAUUAAAAAGCUUUACAAAAUGUAGACCAUAGAUAAAUAAAACAAAUUUAGAUUGAUAGUAGACAAUGUAAAUAUUUUUGGCGCUGUUCUUACAGCGGAUGCGAUCCAAAGCUUUUCCUUUUUCAGAUUUCAGAGCAGUUCAGCUUUUUUCGGCAUUAUGUCGCCAAAUAUUUUAUAUUCAAAUUUAUUAUUACUUUCUUUUAUUUUCGUAAAUAAAAUACAGUGUGUUUAACAAUUAUUAAUUCACGGUUGGAAAAUACAUGAAUCGUUGGUUUUCGCAGUUUUCCACACAUUUUUUUAAUAUCACUUUUUAAUAUCACUUCUACAAUUAUCACGGUAGUAAAUAAAAUUUAAAUUAAACGAAGAAAUUUUUUCAGCAAAGAAAGUUUUAAAUUUUGCUGAUUUUGAUUUUGAACAGGGAAAAUGCUCUCUGUCCGUGUUUGUGGUCAUUCUUAGCAAUCGCUAGUAGCGGUCUACGAAGUAUGUUUACUAUAAGAAUAAUAAAUACUAUCUAAGAAUUAUGUUUUGGCGGGAAGUCGAGCAUUCCAAUCUAAAUGUAUUUUCUUUAUCUAUGAUGUAGAUCAAAUCUAUGACAAUAUAGUCAAAGAUCAUCAAGCUCAAUUUGCUUUAAGCAUUUAUUUUUUUAACUUAUUCAUUAUACUACCUAUCAACAUUUUUUCUCUUUAGUGAGUAAUAAAAGUUACUUUAUAUUAUUCAAUUUUAUAUAAAAUCAAUUAAAAUGUUAUAUGAUAUCAUGGUAUCAAGGUUGCUUCAUCUUGACUUAAGUAUUUAAUUUUAUAUAUUUUUUUACUGAUUUACUGUAAGUUAAUUACACUAUCUCCUAUUUAUUAAUUAAUUUAUGUAUGAUCAAACUACCAUUACCUACCUCAUAAAAAAGACUGAUUGAAUAGUAAAUAUUUUAGAAUAAGAAAAAUAUAUUAAGUAAUUUUGUGUACAUUUUUUUUGAUUUAGGCUAUAAGUUAAUAUUUCUAUUAUAGGGAACAUGGCCAAUACUUUCUCAAAGAAACAUUUUUUGGCCUUUCUAAGGGUAAAAGGGAUCUCUUUCUUUUAACCUCUAAAAAGCUUUGUAAAAUAUAUCUGUUAUGUAUCUUUAAAAGAUAUCAUAUGGCUGGAAUGGUGCAAUUGCUAUACUUUAUAUUGUUUUAUUACUGUUACUAAUUAUUAUACUUAUUUACUAAAUUUAUAUUCUAAGAAAUAAAUACUUUAUAUAUCACA
This is a messenger RNA of Sitophilus oryzae (rice weevil), 3165 nucleotides long. RefSeq lists its product as uncharacterized. The record is from RefSeq and is a predicted model, not a curated record. NCBI's taxonomy places the organism in Eukaryota, Metazoa, Arthropoda, Insecta, Coleoptera, Curculionidae. The transcript is spliced from 7 exons. Bases 393 to 1892 code for a protein of 499 amino acids.